AUGUGUGUGAUCAUGAACAAGAGUAAAAUUGAUGAUGAUUUCUUAAAUGCAAUAGGAAAAGAAAUUGACUUAAUGGGAGAAAGGUUCUUGAAAUUUUUGACGAGUAAAAGGAAGUCUGACAAGAACCCUGCAGAAGAUCAAAAGAGAUCUAAAUAUCAAGAUGCACAGCAAAAUAAAGGCAACGAAGUUGACUGCAAGCACUCAGAACAACAAAUUGAUUUAAGUAUGAUGGCUAAAUCUGAAAUAGCUGAAACUAGUGAGGAAAAGAGUGAAAAAGAAGCCAUGUGGUAUAUGGACAGUGGAUGUUCCAGACAUAUGACUAGAGAUCCAACAAGAUUCAUUAGCCUAUCCUAUAAGACAAGCUGUUGUGUUACAUAUGGGGACAACAAUAAGGAUAAAGUUGUUGGUAUUGGUAAAAUACAAACACUUUCCUCAUACAUUAUUGAAAAUGUUCUGCUUGUUGAUGGGUUGAAACAUAAUUUGCUGAGUAUUAACCAACUGUGUGAUAAAGGAUUAAAGUCACUUUUGAGCCUUAUUAUUGUUUGA
Messenger RNA from Vigna angularis (adzuki bean), 546 nucleotides. RefSeq lists its product as uncharacterized. The transcript has a single exon. Bases 1 to 546 code for a protein of 181 amino acids. The record is from RefSeq and is a predicted model, not a curated record. NCBI's taxonomy places the organism in Eukaryota, Viridiplantae, Streptophyta, Magnoliopsida, Fabales, Fabaceae.